This is a messenger RNA of Prunus armeniaca (apricot), 942 nucleotides long. Lineage: Eukaryota; Viridiplantae; Streptophyta; Magnoliopsida; Rosales; Rosaceae. The record is from the annotation of a GenBank genome assembly.
AUGACUGCUUUUCUUUCUCGGCUACUUUUGCCAGGUUCACAGGCUCUUGUUAGUUUGGUACUGGAAAGGGAACUUCCUUCUGAAUCAUUCUCUCUAGUGGCUGAGGAGGACUCGGGAGAUCUUCGUGGAAACAGUGGCCAGGAGACACUACAGCGCAUCAGAACACUUGUUAAUGAUACUCUUGCAAACAAUGAAUAUUCUAGUGUUUCUAAUUUAACCACUGAUGAUGUUCUUAGGGCUAUUGACAAUGGGAAAUCUGAAGGUGGUUCAAGGGGCCAGCACUGGGUUUUAGAUCCCAUAGAUGGUACCAAAGGGUUUCUUAGAGGAGAUCAAUAUGCCAUAGCAUUGGCAUUGCUGGAUGAAGGAAAAGUUGUGUUGGGUGUCCUGGCCUGUCCAAAUCUUCCUCUGACAUCCAUUAGUGGUGAAAAUCAGCAGUCUUCACAAGAUAAAGUUGGCUGCCUUUUCUUUGCUACAGUUGGUACAGGAACAUAUAUGCAGCCACUGGAUGGUUCUUCCCUGCUAAAGGUACACGUCAGCGCUACUGAGAAUCCUGAAGAAGCUUCAGUUUUUGAAUCUUUUGAAGCAGCACACUCCUUGCAUGACUUGUCUAGCACCAUUGCUAAGAAACUUGGCGUCAAAGCCCCGCCAGUUAGAAUUGACAGCCAGGCAAAGUAUGGGGCACUUUCCAGAGGAGAUGGAGCGAUAUAUCUUCGUUUCCCUCAUAAAGGAUAUCGUGAGAAAAUAUGGGAUCAUGCUGCUGGGUGCAUUGUCGUGACUGAAGCUGGGGGUGUGGUGGCAGAUGCUGCUGGGAACCCAUUGGAUUUUUCAAAAGGGAAAUAUCUUGAUCUUGAAACAGGCAUAAUUGUUACCAAUCAGAAAUUGAUGCCAUUACUCUUGAAGGCAGCUAAAGAAUCUCUGGAAGAGAGAGCUUCAUCCUUGUGA